Molecule: messenger RNA, 844 nt
Organism: Tupaia belangeri chinensis (Chinese tree shrew)
Lineage: Eukaryota; Metazoa; Chordata; Mammalia; Scandentia; Tupaiidae
Product: serine protease inhibitor Kazal-type 7
Exons: 7
Coding region: 389-649 (86 amino acids)
Molecular function (GO): protein binding
Source: RefSeq, a predicted model, not a curated record
GAAUUUGAGGAUGCAAAUUAAAUAACAGGCUCUUAUGCUGUACCCAACUAUGGAACAAAAUAGGAAACAAAGGAACUGAAACUCCAGACUGGUGACAGGGAAGGAACAACUGACAAGAAAACUUAAGGUCAGAAAAAGUGAUAAGCUCUUACAAGAGCAAAACAAACACACUUAAGAAGAUUCCAGAUUAUGCGUGGGCACUUCUAGGAUUGGUGUAUCCCUCAUAUCGAUGCAAUGGUGGUAGCAGCUAAAAAGGAGAAGGCAGAGUUUCUCUCUCAGUUGUGAGAGGAAAGGUGGAGAAAUGAAGACUUGCCAUAUAAACGUCCCUAGGCAAUGGCCAUACAGCUGUGGUGACAACCUCUGAGCAGCUUGGCAUUACACCAUCUCCAUGAUGAAGGGCAUCGGGGGUCUCCUUCUGCUCUGUGCAUUGACCUACUUCUGCUGCAGAACAGAAGCUGCCAGUCUAACUUCAAAAAUGUUGGACUGCAGCAUUUACAAGAAGUACCCAGUGGUGGCCAUUCCCUGCCCCAUCAUGUACCUACCUGUUUGUGGUUCUGACUACAUCACCUAUGGGAACGAAUGCCACUUGUGUAUUGAGAACCUGAAAAGUGAAGGAAAAGUUCAGUUACUUCAUGAAGGAAUGUGCUAACUUCUUACUGGACCUGGAGAGAGAGCAAUGACAUCCUCCUUCUCAUCCUGACUGGCUUUCCUUCAAAAGGUGUAUAUGUCUUCGGAGGGAACAGAGCCAGAUUCUGAGUCAAUUCCAUUGAGUAAAGAAAAUUGUUAUUCUAUCCCUUCAAAUUCAUGCCUCACUGACAGAUUGACUUCUUUUACACUUCAAGGA